GGUUCUGAAUCAGAUGACAGUUGGUUUAUAUCCUCUGUUUCUCAACCUCGUUCUUCCUCUUCUCUCCUCUACCUCAAGAGUUCCCCGCGGGGCCACCCUGUCCUGUAACCAAUGGCAACGUCAGUCCAAACCCUUCCUGUGACCCGCAACCCCAGCAAGACAUUCCGUGAUCCCAUCUCGACCCCUAACCGGCCCACAGCCCUAUUGGACCAGUUCAGUAUGGGUAGUGUAGGCAGCCUAGUGGAGCGACCAGACGCAUCCCCAGCUAAAGGCAGCCGGGCCGUGCCCCAGGUGGGACCCAGGCAGACCAACAGGUUAUUAAAGAAAGGCUUAAACCAGAGAGAGUUGCUCAACUACCUCAACAUCACCAGGAAAGAGGCCAAAGCGGGUAGCGGCCCAGGCAGCAGUAGGAAGGACAUCUUCUCCAGCAUGCAGUCCAUGAAGAGAGAGCAUGGACAUGAGGAGGAACACAUCAAGUUCUACCACAAAGACAGAACUGAGGUGGACGUGUCAAAGAACUCACUGCCCAUUAGAGGGAAAUAUGAGAAG
This is a messenger RNA of Salvelinus namaycush (lake trout), 549 nucleotides long. RefSeq names its product NEDD4-binding protein 3-A-like. Gene Ontology annotation, cellular component: cytoplasmic vesicle. The annotation marks the transcript as partial. NCBI's taxonomy places the organism in Eukaryota, Metazoa, Chordata, Actinopteri, Salmoniformes, Salmonidae. The transcript has 2 exons. The record is from RefSeq and is a predicted model, not a curated record.